Molecule: messenger RNA, 1617 nt
Organism: Neoarthrinium moseri
Lineage: Eukaryota; Fungi; Ascomycota; Sordariomycetes; Amphisphaeriales; Apiosporaceae
Exons: 1
Coding region: 1-1617 (538 amino acids)
Source: RefSeq, a predicted model, not a curated record
AUGUCAGACUUUACAAAAAUCGGGAAGACGACCAACGAUGAGCAGGACUGGGAUGUUAUUGUUGUCGGCUCUGGCCACAACGGACUCACUGCUGCAGCCUAUCUAGCAAUGGCUGGAAAACGCGUCCUCGUGCUUGAGCGCCAACAUUACCCCGGCGGCGGCGUCGCUAGUCUUGAAAUGGCUGAGCCAGAUUUCAACAGCGAAAGGCACAGUGCCAUCCACAGUCUAAUUCAGGCCAACCCCAUGCUCACGAACGAUGAGCUUGGACUAUUUUCGCGCUUCGGGCUGCGGUACCGUGAGCUGGACCCUACUUAUGCCAUUAUUUUCGAGGAAGGCUCUCUUCUCUUGUACCGAGACAGAAAGAGGACGAUGGAAGAGAUUAGCAAGAUCUCCCCAGAGGAUUCUGCCAACUACGAUCGUCUUAUGACGAUCUCUGUGGCUAUUACGAAGCUGCUUAUGCCAAGUAUGUUUGAGCCGCCUGCCGACGUGUCAGCCACUGUUGCCGCCAGCCCUUACGCUGCCGUAAUCUCCGAAGCUGCUGCUAGCAGCACACUCGACAUUAUGAAAAAAUACUUCAAGAAUGAAACCAUCACAGUUGCUAUACUGCGCUAUAUCACUGAGAUUCAGGUUGCUCACCCUACCACCAAGGGGACAGGCUUGAUGGCAUACCUCGGCAUCGGUAUUCUCGAACUGUACGGCCAAUGGGUGCCCGAAGGUGGGGGCUCUGCCUUCACCCAAUCUGUUAUCGACUGCAUUACAACCUAUGGGGGUGAAGUGCGUCUGAGCACCGAAGUCACCCGGAUAAUCACGAAAGAUGGUCGAGCUGUAGGGGUUGGCACUCGUCGAGGCCAAUUGCGUGCCAGGGAAGCUGUUGUGGCUAUGAUCCAUCCCCACAACCUCGGCCGCAUGGUGAAAGGCCUAGAUCCACAGCUUGUCGCAGAUGCGGAGAAGACAAGAAUCAGCGAAUUCACACUUUUCGUGAUCCACGCUGCUUUGGAGGCUCCGCUUGACUUCAAGGCAGGCGGUGCAGCAAAUCGCACAAUCAUGAACACAGUUUGCCCAAAUAGUGUGGAUGAGCUAAUCAAAAGCUACGACUCUAUGGCACGGGGGGAGCUCCCUGAAAAUAUCAUGAUCGGCGCGUCAACUGUGUCUCUUGGUGACCCCACGCGAGCUCCAACAGGAAAGGCUUUGCUCCACGCCGUGACCAUGGUGCGACCCAACUUGCCCGGAAAGGAGCUUAUCGCCUGGGACGACGUGAAGGAAGAGUACGUGCAAAGAAUCUUUACGUAUCUGACCCGCUUUGUCAAGAACCUGACUCCUGAUCUAAUUCGGGCUUAUGAGGUGGUAACACCGGCGGACCACAUGAACGAUAGUCCCAGUUUCCAUAUGGGUGAUAUUUGCGGGCUUAAUAUGGCUGGUGACCAGAUGGGGUUGAAUCGACCAACGCCAGCUUUGGCUCAAUACCGGGUUCCUGGGGUUCAGGGUCUUUAUCUUUGCGGCCCCUUCAUGCACCCUGGUGGAGGCGUCUGGGGCGGUGGUCGUCCGGUGGCCAAGCGCGUUAUGGAAGAUUUGGGCAUUGAGUUCGAUGCGCACUUUGUCAGGACUUCACGCCUCUAA